GUCUUUACACUACCAAGGCAAUGACGAGUACUUCUACGACUAGAAGAAAGACCAGGACCAGCACUCCGAGAGUGCGGACUGGGUGUCAGACUUGUCGAAAGAGGCAUAUAAAGUGCGAUGAAACGGAACCAUUGUGUCUCAAAUGUGCCCAAGCCGGAUGGAAGUGCGAUGGUUACGUGAGACGUAGUUCAAACCUCCAGCCCUCCGCAAGUGACAAAAGCGUGGCCUCAACAACCUUGCUAGAGUCAGCGCUUUCCAUUACCAGGUACUCACUUCCAUUCCGGAUUCCGGGUUCUCAGAAAGACCGGCAAUUACUUCAUUACUUUUGUGUCCAAGGCUCCUACGAAAUGGCUGGUUAUCUGAGUUGCGACUUUUGGACCAGGACAGUCCUCCAGGAGAGCUAUCGAGAACCUGUUGUGCGACAAGCUCUUGUGUCGCUUAGUUCGCUCCAUCUCGAUUACAUUACUUUGGCUACGCCUAGAACUGAGGUAGCAAGAGGCGAAACACUGGCCCAGUACGGCAAGGCACUUCGCGCACUUGGAAAGCACCUCGAAAAACCAGACAUGAAUGCAACCAGGACAGCGCUUAUUUGUUGCAUUCUGUUCUACUGUUUUGAAGCCACUCUUGGUAACGAUCAAGCUGCUAUGCAUCAUCUACAGUGUGGAUUAAAUACACUGACAUCCUACCGUCAAGUUGAGGGAUUUCAUGAGACUCAAGACAUGAGUAUACUGUCCCGUGUAUUUGAGCGGCUGGACCUGCAAGCCACCUUGUUCGACGAUGGGCGUGUGCCUAAUUUGGUGUUGACGUCCGACGAAGAUCGCGAGAUAUGCACUACCAACCUAGGCUGUGUAGAAGCCUUCUCGCGGCUCGAUGAUGCUUACCGCUCGCUCAUCAAACUGCAAAACUGGCUCUUCCACUUUCUUACUAAGAACACUCUCUACAAGCCCCAUGAAAGAGAGGCAAUUCCCGCAUCUGUUUUGCAGGAAAAAGAUCAUCUCAUGAAGCAGUUCAACAGGUGGAUGGUCAGAUUCGACAACAUCAGAUACCAAGCGAACCAGGACGACCGGGAACAAUGCGGUAUUCAGACUCUCCUCAUUCAUCAGCAAGUUUCAAGCAUGCUCCUCGAGGCAGAUUAUCCUGCCGAUGACAGUGUCUUUGGCGCAUCUCCGAAUCCCAGAGCCGAAGAGGUCCUUGGUCUAGCCGACAAUGUGCUUAGGCUUACUAGGCAUGAAAUCACGUUGGGUAAAACGGCUAAGAAUUCAUGCCGAAACUUCUCCUCAGAUACUGGUGUAGUAGCUCCACUGUUCACGUUGGCCAUGAAAUGUUCAGACGAAUCAGUAUGCCUGAGAGCUACUGAGCUACUUGCUACGUCGCAGAGGCGAGAAGGCCUAUACGAUGCUCAAAGUAUGGUAGCGAUCAUCCAUCAAUUCAGGGAUGCCAGACAGCAAAAGCGGGUACGCUCAGAGGAAUGUCGCAUUGAAGACGCCACAACUCCAUCGCUCGAGACACUUUUUGCGGAUGAACUUAACAAAACAACUGGCGGUAUGGACAGAAAAGCAGACUUCAUCAAUUCGUUGCCUCUUGCUACUUAUCCUCAAAACUAA
Dothidotthia symphoricarpi CBS 119687 is the source of this 1604-nucleotide messenger RNA. RefSeq lists its product as uncharacterized. Lineage: Eukaryota; Fungi; Ascomycota; Dothideomycetes; Pleosporales; Dothidotthiaceae. The transcript has 2 exons. The record is from RefSeq and is a predicted model, not a curated record. Gene Ontology annotation, molecular function: DNA-binding transcription factor activity, RNA polymerase II-specific; zinc ion binding. Bases 21 to 1604 code for a protein of 527 amino acids. Gene Ontology annotation, biological process: regulation of DNA-templated transcription.